This is a messenger RNA of Solanum stenotomum, 576 nucleotides long. RefSeq names its product early nodulin-93-like. The coding region runs from base 55 to 342 and encodes 95 amino acids. NCBI's taxonomy places the organism in Eukaryota, Viridiplantae, Streptophyta, Magnoliopsida, Solanales, Solanaceae. The record is from RefSeq and is a predicted model, not a curated record. The transcript is spliced from 4 exons.
CUCAAAUCAUUUAUUCCAAAAGCUUAUAACUCUUUUACAAUAUUUCUAAAAAAAAUGGCAAAAAAUGUGAGUUUGGAUUCAAUAGACCAAAAAUUAGCACUUGCAAAACGUUGCUCUCAUGAAGGAGCAAAGGCAGGAGCAAAAGCAGCAGUUUUUGCAACAGUUGCUACUGCUAUUCCUACUUAUGCUUGUGGGAAGAUAUCACCAUGGGCAAGAGCACAUCUCAAUCCAACUGCUAAAGCUCUCAUUGUCUCCACAGUUGCUGGGAUGGCAUACUUUAUUGUAGCAGACAAGACUAUUUUGAAAACAGCAAGGCAAAACUCCUUCAAACAACAAGGCUAAUAUAAUUAUGAAGGCUCAUCAACAACUUAUAAAAGCUGUUUUAGUACUAAGUUUUAUUAUGAAAAUUUAAAUUAAUUACUGUUUUAAGUACAAUUAGUAGGGUAGUUAGUAGGUGGAGUACUCACAUGAUGAGGUAAUUAAUUAGUAGAAACCUCAAAAAAAUGUGAUUUUUGUCUAUGUAAUAGAACCAUCUACAUCCUCUACUACUAUAAAUAUAAUAAACCUUGUUUUUCU